Molecule: messenger RNA, 1461 nt
Organism: Saccharomyces kudriavzevii IFO 1802
Lineage: Eukaryota; Fungi; Ascomycota; Saccharomycetes; Saccharomycetales; Saccharomycetaceae
Gene: WSC2
Product: Wsc2p
Exons: 1
Coding region: 1-1461 (486 amino acids)
Source: RefSeq, a predicted model, not a curated record
AUGCAUCUACCACUCAUACACGGAUCUUUCAUAUUCGUGUGGCUCCUCUUUAUACGAGCCGUGUUGGCUGACCAGUUCACAUAUAAGGCUUGCUAUUCGGCAAGCGACAUCCGAAAAUUGGGGCUGACUUACAAAGGUGUUUAUGAGUAUCAAUCGGUUUCGUACUGUGAGAACGAGUGUUCUGGCCAGGCUGUCGUUGCCCUUUUCGACGGUACAGGCUGUUACUGUGGUGGUUCGGUAUCUCAAGUGCAAUCCUUGACCCAGCUAGAUGCCAGUAAAUGUGACGUUAAUUGCGCUGGUUGGCCCUACCAAAAGUGUGGUGGUUCUUCUGCCAUGAACGUUUACAUCAAUAACGCUGCCUCUACCGCGGACUCAUCUUCAUCUACCGCGUCCUCAACAUCGUCAACAACAUCGUCAUCGAGUACAAGCGUUAGUUCGAAAACGUCCUCGAAAUCGGACACGAAAACUUCAACUAGCUCUUCUGCUACUCAAACAUCCUCCUCCUCUCCCUCAACCGCCACUGCCACCUCCUCUCCAAAAACGACUACUUCCCCUUCUACCACUUCUUCUACUACUAGUUCUACCAGCGCUUCUUCCUCUUCUUCCAGUUUAGAAACGUCUUCUACACAGACAACUUCUUCAUCCACCACAUCAUCUUCACCUUCAUCUUUAUCUUCAUCUUCGACGGCAACGUCUACACCCGCUCCUUCGUCCAGUUCCAUAGAUACGCCUACUCAUUACACUACUCUCGUCGUGACUCAGUCCGUCGUCAGUCAAGCCAAUGAACAAGCAAGCGCGAUACUUGUUACAAGGACCUCCGUUUAUGAGAUGGCUUCAUCUACGUCGUCCUCUACUAGUACCUCUCUGAGUGGUAAGUCGAGCUCUUCCAAGAGCAAAAGUUUAAGCGGCGGUGCCAUUGCAGGUGUCGUGGUAGGUGUCGUUUGUGGUACCGUCGUCCUGCUAGCGUUGGCCAUUUUUUAUUUUGUUUGGAAGAAACGUCGCCAAUCUACUCAACACGUAGACUUAGAAGAGACAAAACACUACCAGCCUUACUCGUUGGGUGAUGCCGAUGCUAUCCCCGCUAUUCCACCAUCUGCUUCCACUCCCAACUGGCACAUACCAUCCAGAAAUAACACGGCAUUAUCCAAGAACACAACUUCUACUUUCGGCGCCUAUGAUCUGCCGACAAGGUUACCGGGUGGUAGAGAAUCUACCGUGGCUGGUGAUGCCCAUAAUGUCAGUAGAAGAAGCCGUCUCCCCUCAGUGGUGUAUGAAGAACCUCCUUCGAUCUAUAACGGGAACCAAAGAUUCAGCGCUACUUCGUUACCGGAUAUGAUGGAAGAAAGACAAUUACACAUUGUAAAUCCCGAUGAUGCAAGUUCGAAUACUGGCAGUAAUGCCUCUAAUGGUGACGAUGAUUAUGAUGAUACAAAGGUUUCCAAUAACAGUUCUUUGCACUGA